Salmo salar (Atlantic salmon) is the source of this 3502-nucleotide messenger RNA. The record is from RefSeq and is a predicted model, not a curated record. NCBI's taxonomy places the organism in Eukaryota, Metazoa, Chordata, Actinopteri, Salmoniformes, Salmonidae.
UGGGCAAACGUACAAAAUCAGCAGGGGAUCAAAAACUUUUUUACCCCACUGUACGAACACCUGUUCUCGCCAUUUUCAGUUGAAUUCAUCUAACUUUCUUUCAUGGCAACUCAUAAGCAGGCCAUGUCCUAUGUGUUUCAUAGUCGAUAUAUAAUCAUAUUUCAUGACAGUGUAACGGUUAGCUUUUCUUACAUAAGGAUGAAAGAACACAAUUUGUCUGUCAGGGAAUGCUAUUCUGAUAUGUCAGAUGAAGAGUUAGACCAGAAAGUCAGCGCCAUUAAGGCAAGGACACCCCAUGCGGGCUUUAGAAUGGUCAAAGGAAGUCUCCAAGCAACGGGCCAUCAUGUACAAUGGCGAAGAGGUAGAGAGUCUUUGCAGCGUGUAGAUCAGUGGUUCUUAACCUGGGUUCGAUCGAACCCCAGGGGUUCGGUGAGUCAGUCUCAGGGGUUCGGCGGAGGUCAAGACACACACCCGACUCAUAUGAUUCGUGAUGACAUGCCCCGCUUGGCCAUCAUUGGCUGCAGGUCAUCACGCAACAUCGCUUGGCCUAUCUGUGCUGCAGGGAAUUUGGCGCGCUCAGUAGUCGAAUUGUGACUGUCGUGAUGGUACGUCGUGUGAUUUCUUUCUUAAUAUUUUAAUCCCUUCAUACUAACUAUGUCGAGCAAAAAAAGAAAGUGGUCGGACAAAUAUGUACAAUAUGGAUUCACAUGUAUAACGGAACGUGAUGAGAGUCAGCGUCCUAACUGCAUGAUUUGCAAUGCCAAGUUGAGCAAUUCUAGUCUAGCACCGGCAAAACUAAGAGAACACUUCCUUAAGCUGCAUGGAGAUGGACAAUACAAGAACACAACGCUCGCUGAAUUCAAGGUGAAGAGAGCCAGAUUCGAUGAAAAGGCUACUCUGCCUGUUUGUACCCAUCAACAAACCGAUCCUCACAGCAUCGUACGAAGUUGCUUACCUGAUCGCAAAGCAGGGCAAACCACACACCAUUGGUGAAACACUCAUAAAACCAGCUGUGUUGAAGAUGGCGAAUAUCAUGCUGGGAUAAGCGGCUGAAGUUAAGUUAUCCCAAAUUCCUCUUUCAAAUGACACCAUUAGCGACAGAAUAGAGGACAUGAGCAAAGACAUCUUGGCUCAAGUAGUUGCAGAUCUGAUUUCAAGCCCGGCAAAAUUCAGCCUUCAACUCGACGAGACCACAGACGUUUCCAAUCUAAGCCAGCUUGCUGUAUUUGUGCGCUAUGUGAAAGACGACGUGAUAAAGGAAGAUUUUUUAUUUUGUAAGCCUCUUACGACAACAACUAAGGCAGCCGAUGUGAAGAAACUUGUGGAUGACUUCUUCAAAGACAACAAUCUUUCGUGGGAUAUGGUUUCUGCAGUUUGUUCGGACGGAGCUCCAGUCAUGCUGGGAAGAAAGUCUGGUUUUGGUGCGCUAGUGAAAGCCGAUGCACCACACAUCAUUGUUACGCAUUGUAUUCUGCACAGGCAUGCGUUGGCAACAAAAACCUUGCCUCCAAAACUGGCAGAACUAUUAAAAAUUGUGGUGGAAUGCGUGAACUAUGUGCGAAAUAGUGCUCUGAGGCACCGCAUCUUCAGUGAGCUGUGUAAAGAAAUGGGCUCUGAAUUCGAGGUACUUCUGUACCAUUCUAACGUUCGGUGGUUAUCCCGGGGACAGGUGCUGAAUCGUGUUUUUGCCGUGCGUGUGGAAUUAGCCCUGUUUUUGCAAGAGCACCAACAUCGUCAUGCAGAUUGCUUAAAAAAUUCUGAGUUCAUUCUCAUUUUAGCGUACAUGGCUGAUAUCUUCGCAGCUCUCAAUCAUCUCAAUCAACAGAUGCAGGGCGGUGGAGUCAACAUCAUCGAAGCGGAAGAAAACCUGAAGGCUUUUCAAAAAAAGCUACCGUUAUGGAAACGACGAACAGAGAACGAUAACUUCGCAAACUUUCCCCUGCUGGACGACUGUGUAAGUAAGAUCGAAGAUGUAUCUGGAAUCGGAGACAUUUCUGUACCCGCGGAACUGAAGCAAGCAAUUGCCACGCACUUAGAUGAGCUUGCAAAGUCUCUCGACGGAUACUUCCCUACAAGAGAGUCAUAUCCAGCAUGGGUGAGACAGCCGUUCACGUUUAGUGUUGAGACAACAGAUGUCAAUGAUGAAUACCUCGAUGAAAUCAUUGAAAUUCAGCAGAGCCAGGUACAACAGCAACUCUUCAGAACAACAACGCUCUCAACGUUUUGGUGUCAACAAAUGGUAACGUACCCUGUUAUUGCUAAGAAAGCUCUGGAGAUUUUCAUACCGUUUGUUACAACAUAUCUUUGCGAGCAAUCCUUUUCGAGGAUGCUGGACAUAAAAACGAAGAAAAGGAACAGACUUUGUUGCGAAAAUGACAUGAGAGUGGCACUUGCCAAGGUGAAGCCGCGCAUUUCUGAACUGGUCUCUGAAAGGCAACAGCAGAAGUCACACUGAUUUGCAGUAAAUAUUCAUUAUUAUGUUUUUGUUUUUGUGUGAAAAUCAUGUUUUAAUGGUUUUGUUCUUUGAACACCGAUGUUGAUGCACGGUUCAUUUUGUGCACCAGUAAAAUAUAUACCUAUGUUUUGAAUUUUAUUUUUCCAAUUAAGAAGGGUUCGGUGAAUGCGCAUAUGAAACUGGUGGGGGUCAGUACCUCCAACAAGGUUAAGAACCACUGGUGUAGAUGGUGCAGGUAUCAUUGCCAGAAUGAUCCAGCUUCGUUGCAUUGCUCGGCAAAAAUACUCAGUUCCUGCUCCCCUGUCUCUCGUCCACAUCGAUACAAAUCAUAAAUUGAUAAGGUACUAAGAUGUUUAAUGUCUCCAUCAAAUUCGUAGACUAAUUUUCAAUGAUGUAUGAAAUUGGAGUUGUUCUUCAUCAACUGGUAAUGCAUAAAUAAUGAAGCAGGUUAAUAGGUUAAACAUUUCACUUUUCAUUCCAAUGCUUUUUUCCAAGAUACAACAUUGUCAUCGAUGGAUUUUCAAGGAAGAGUGCGAGCUGAUCAAGGGGUCGAAAAUGUAGAUAUUGUCAGAUGUUCACUGUCCGAGGAACAGGCCGUGGAAGCUUUAUUGCUGGCAAAAGUGUCAAUAACCAGAGGUAAUUAAACUGUUGUGUUCUUUUUCUCUCUUCCUCUCUGUCUGUCUUGUUGUACAUGGAACCUGUCUCACAUGCACAGUUUGGAGGAAGAAGGAUACAUUGACCUGUCGGAUUCUAUCCACCUCUUCUGUGUGGGAUAUGUGGCCCUACCUCGUCUGUGGGCAGAUCUGCAGCAUUUCACAGAGAGUUGGAAUAAUCACCCUUUAAGUACAGAGGCGAACCUGACACCUCACCAACUGUGACAUAUCGGAAUGCUCCAAACACCUAGGCACAUCUUUGUUUUUGCCUUAUGUCUAAUAAUGUUAUUAUCUUGUAUUGUUUCUCCUCAUGUGUCUGCUUUUCAGCAUAAAGUACUCUGUAGCCACCAGGUGAGACCACACACAAUAACAGUCUCUCUCCUUCAGGUCAUCC